Molecule: messenger RNA, 2036 nt
Organism: Tripterygium wilfordii
Lineage: Eukaryota; Viridiplantae; Streptophyta; Magnoliopsida; Celastrales; Celastraceae
Product: probable protein phosphatase 2C 38
Exons: 5
Coding region: 520-1680 (386 amino acids)
Biological process (GO): protein dephosphorylation
Molecular function (GO): protein serine/threonine phosphatase activity; cation binding
Source: RefSeq, a predicted model, not a curated record
ACCAAAGAACAAAUGAAAUCCCCCGACACCCACAAUGCCAAAACCAGAAAAGCCCAUGGAUUUCAACACGAGCGAUUUGUUGUAUAAUCUUCUCUUCUUCUCCUCUAUAGAAGAAAACAUAUCUUAUACCCACAAAUCAUAAUUUUGCAAUCUCUCUAGAUCUGAUUUUUCUCCAACCUUGUUAUUACAAUCUGUUUUCUUUUCCCCUUUUGUAUUUUUUUGGACAAAUAACUUUUCUUUGUACCUCGGCUAUAAAUGGAAGGAUCAUCCAGUUUUGUUGUUUGGGAUUGACAAGGUGUGGUCUGAUAUUCUCUGAGCAAGGCAAGGGAGAAAGAAGUUGUCCCCUCUUCUCUGAUUAAUGGUGUCUGCUUUCAUUAAUGCAUGCUUGAUUUCUGAAGUUGCUAUUGGGGGCUUAAGGAUUGAAGACAGGCUAGAACAUAGUUUAGGCUUUGAAAUAGUUGUCAACUCUGGUUUUAUGACUAGUUUGGUUGCGGGAUUAUUUGGUUGAGAAUGUGAGCGAUGGUAUCAACGACAUUGAUGAAGUUUGUUAAUCCCUGUUGGAAGCCUUCUGUUGAGGGUGAAAAUUCUAGUAGAGGUGGGGAUACCUGUGGCCGGGUUGAUGGCUUGUUGUGGUACAAGGAUUCAGGAACCCAUGUUAAUGGGGAAUUCUCGAUGGCCGUCAUUCAAGCUAACAAUUUGUUGGAAGACCAUAGCCAACUUGAAUCAGGGCCGAUGAGCUCGGCUGAAUCAGGUCCUCAGGGAACGUUUGUGGGAAUAUAUGAUGGCCAUGGAGGUCCAGAAACUGCCCGAUUUAUAAAUGAUCACCUAUUUGAAAAUAUCAAGAAAUUCACACUGGAGAAUCAUGGAAUGUCUGCUGAUGUUAUUCAUAAAGCCUUUUUGGCAACAGAAGAGGAGUUUCUUUCUCUUGUGAAGAAGCAGUGGCUAAGUAAGCCACAAAUUGCUUCCGUUGGCUCAUGUUGUUUGGUAGGUGCAGUUUGUAGUGGACUGCUAUACAUUGCGAAUGCAGGAGAUUCUCGAGCGGUGUUAGGAAGACUGGAAAAAGCUGUUAAAGAAGUCAAAGCUAUUCAGUUGUCAACUGAACACAACGCUAGUAUAGAAUCCGUGCGUGAGGAGUUGCGGUUAUUGCAUCCUAAUGAUCCACAGAUUGUGUUGUUGAAGCAUAACGUUUGGCGUGUGAAGGGUGUGAUACAGGUUUCGAGAUCCAUAGGCGAUGCAUAUUUGAAGAAGACAGAAUUUAACAGGGAGCCUCUGUUAUCAAAGUUUAGACUGCCUGAACCCUUCCGUGAUCCAAUUCUUAAAGCUGAGCCAACAAUUUUAGUGCAAAAAGUUUACCCUGAAGACCAGUUUCUUAUAUUUGCAUCAGAUGGUCUAUGGGAGCACCUCAGCAAUCAGGAAGCAGUCGACAUUGUCAACAAUAGUCCACGUAAUGGCAUUGCACGGAAACUUGUGAAGGCGGCACUCUGUGAGGCGGCAAAGAAAAGAGAAAUGAGAUUCUCGGACUUGAAAAAGAUUGACCGUGGUGUGAGGAGACAUUUUCAUGAUGAUAUCACAGUUAUAGUAUUGUUCCUUGAUUCACAUUUGAUCAGUCGCAGCUCUUGGUGCGGGCCUCUUCUUUCAAUCAAAGCAGGUUGUGGUAUCUCCGGAAAUGCCAACACUUAGUGCAAGAGGUUCUAAACACUUUCCACAUAAUCACUAUUUUCUCAUUUGUAUUAACAGUAUCUCUUUCCCUGUUGAGGAGACAUUAAUGAAUUUAUUUUGUUAAUGUAUAGCCACACUGCUUGGGAACUUGUUUUCAUAACAUGAUAAAAGAUCUCAUAAUAGAUUGUAGAGUUGAUGCUAAGACAGAUGAUUGCAAAAAUCACUGUUAAAAGUUGUCAGUUGACGGCAUAUGAUACUCUCCAAGUACCAUCCCUACUGGCUGUGUCUAUACUUAGUUGCCUAACCAUUAUAAAGAAUAUUUUUAUUGAAGGUGAGAUUCAAACACAUGGAAUAUGACUUGUUCAUAGUUUACUGCC